Molecule: messenger RNA, 2349 nt
Organism: Cottoperca gobio
Lineage: Eukaryota; Metazoa; Chordata; Actinopteri; Perciformes; Bovichtidae
Product: F-box-like/WD repeat-containing protein TBL1XR1
Biological process (GO): regulation of transcription by RNA polymerase II
Cellular component (GO): histone deacetylase complex
Molecular function (GO): protein binding; transcription corepressor activity
Source: RefSeq, a predicted model, not a curated record
GGAUGGGCGAGGACACUGUUGUUAUGACUGGUGCUUGGCUGCGGGACAAACUUCCAGAGGCCUCGGCAUUUUUCCCCUCUAAUCCAUCUCAUUGGUCGGUUUCAAGAAGGAAAUGUGGCUCCAUUUUGCUGUAAACCUGUCAAACGGAGCAGGAGCUAGAAUUUAAUCAAGGCUUGGAGGUGGCUUCCACCUUUAACUAACCACGAGGUGUUGUUUGGUGCUUUUGGAAAAUAGGGGCUGACGGUUCCUGCUGAGGACAACGGAGCUAUGAUGCGCAUCUGAAGUCCUCUUGAUCACAUGGACUCCUAUCCUGUGCUGACCCAAUGGUUUAAUCACCCGGACUAAAAAUGAGCAUAAGCAGCGAUGAAGUCAAUUUCCUGGUUUACAGAUACCUGCAAGAGUCAGGGUUCUCCCACUCAGCAUUCACCUUUGGCAUAGAGAGCCACAUCAGCCAGUCCAACAUCAAUGGAGCCCUGGUGCCCCCUGCUGCCCUCAUCUCCAUUAUCCAGAAGGGCCUGCAGUAUGUGGAGGCUGAAGUCAGCAUCAAUGAGGACGGGACCUUAUUUGACGGGCGGCCCAUCGAGUCACUAUCGCUCAUCGAUGCUGUGAUGCCAGAUGUAGUCCAAACCAGGCAGCAGGCCUACAGGGACAAGCUGGCCCAGCAGCAGCAGGCAGCAUGCAGUGGUAGCGCCAUAGGGCCCCAGGGAAGCACCAAGAACGGAGAGGGUGCUGCCAACGGGGAGGAAAACGGAUCCCACGCCUUAGCCAAUCACCACGCAGAGAUGAUGGAGGUGGACAGGGACGUGGACAUCCCCCAGAGUAAAGCUAUGGUGCUGAGGGGCCACGAAUCCGAAGUUUUUAUCUGUGCCUGGAACCCAGUGAACGACCUCCUCGCCUCCGGGUCUGGGGACUCGACCGCACGGAUCUGGAACCUGAGUGAAAACAGCACAGGCGGGUCCACCCAGCUGGUUCUGAGGCACUGCAUACGGGAAGGGGGCCAGGACGUACCCAGCAACAAAGACGUCACCUCGCUAGACUGGAAUAGCGAGGGAACGUUGCUAGCAACAGGCUCAUAUGACGGCUUUGCUAGAAUAUGGACAAAAGAUGGUAACUUGGCCAGUACGUUGGGGCAGCAUAAAGGUCCUAUAUUUGCACUCAAGUGGAAUAGGAAAGGAAACUUCAUCCUCAGUGCUGGUGUAGAUAAGACCACAAUAAUUUGGGACGCCCAUACAGGAGAGGCAAAACAACAAUUUCCUUUCCACUCUGCACCUGCUCUGGACGUAGACUGGCAGAGCAACAACACGUUUGCCUCCUGCAGCACAGACAUGUGCAUCCAUGUGUGUAAGCUGGGUCAGGACAGACCUGUCAAGACCUUCCAGGGACACACGAAUGAGGUGAAUGCCAUCAAGUGGGAUCCCACUGGCAGCUUGCUGGCCUCCUGCUCAGACGACAUGACGCUGAAGAUCUGGAGUAUGAAGCAGGACUCGUGUGUCCAUGACCUCCAGGCCCACAGUAAAGAAAUCUACACCAUCAAGUGGAGCCCCACCGGCCCCGGGACCAACAACCCGAGCGCCAACCUCAUGCUGGCCAGCGCGUCAUUCGACUCCACGGUGCGUCUGUGGGACGUGGAGCGUGGGGUGUGUAUCCACACACUGACCUGCCACCAGGAGCCCGUCUACAGCGUGGCCUUCAGCCCCGACGGCAGGCACCUCGCCAGCGGCUCCUUCGACAAAUGUGUCCACAUCUGGAACACUCAGACGGGGGCUUUAGUACACAGCUACCGGGGGACAGGAGGGAUCUUCGAGGUGUGCUGGAACGCCACAGGGGACAAAGUAGGAGCCAGCGCGUCAGAUGGAUCGGUUUGUGUAUUAGACCUGAGGAAAUGACAGUUGUCAGGGGGAGCCAUGGACCGACUACGAAUGUGUACAUAGCCAAAAUGACUGAGUGUCCCUGCCUGUCCGCCACACUGCUGUAGUCUCAUCAGAUGAUAUGGCCCGCCAUCACAGCCAAAUGGAGCCCUCCCCCCGUCAUAUGUACACACAAGGACCACACUUUCGCCACAUGCAGUUGUUAUGCACAUGCGUCAGACAAACAUCAGGUCUGUAUGGACACCUGUACCGCUCUCACAGACCUGCAGCAACAAACAUUUCUCUGUUGUCGGACCCAUCACAUGCAAACCAAAACACCAGGAUUCUUCUCGCUUUCCUCUUUUUAUCCUUUGUACCAGAGUUCUAAGGAUUUUUUGUUCUCUGCUGGUGUGUGCAUAUUGCAUAUGUCAGCAUUUGGUGUCCGGUGGACAUUGUUUUGAAUUAGGAUUUUACUGCUAUCUGCGGGUUUUAUAUUACAUGU